Messenger RNA from Oncorhynchus nerka (sockeye salmon), 966 nucleotides. Its product is annotated as ubiquitin carboxyl-terminal hydrolase 32-like. Gene Ontology annotation, cellular component: Golgi apparatus. Bases 1 to 825 code for a protein of 274 amino acids. Gene Ontology annotation, molecular function: cysteine-type deubiquitinase activity. Lineage: Eukaryota; Metazoa; Chordata; Actinopteri; Salmoniformes; Salmonidae. The record is from RefSeq and is a predicted model, not a curated record. Gene Ontology annotation, biological process: protein deubiquitination. The transcript has 6 exons.
AUGGGUGGCCUCAGCGGGACCGCACCCACAAUCAUUGGUGACACUGACCAAAGAGCAAGGCUGCUGGGAGAAUGGGUGGCCUCAGCGGAAUCGCACCCACAAUCAGACACACUGACCAAACCGCAAGGCUGCUGGGAGAAUGGGUGGCCUCCAGCGGGAAUCGCACCCACAAUCAUUGAACUGUCUGACCCUGCUCGUGACGAGGACCACACUCUGGAGGGCCUGAAGAUCCAGGACGAGCAGCACUUAGUUAUCGAAGUUCGGAACAAAGACAUGAGCUGGCCAGAAGAGAUGUCCUUCAUCGCUAACAGCAGUACAAUGGACCAACAUAAAGUUGCUACGGAGAAGGGUGCCACGGGCCUCAGUAACCUCGGCAACACGUGCUUUAUGAACUCUAGUAUCCAGUGUGUGAGCAACACCACGCCUCUCACUGACUACUUCAUCUCAGGAAGACACCUCUAUGAACUCAACAGAACCAACCCCAUCGGGAUGCGAGGUCACAUGGCUAAAUGCUACGGAGACCUGCUGAUGGAGCUGUGGAGUGGAACACAGAGGAACGUUGCUCCUCUCAAACUCAGGUGGACGAUAGCAAAGUACGCCCCGCGGUUCAAUGGCUUCCAGCAGCAGGACAGUCAGGAGCUCCUGGCCUUCCUAUUGGACGGGCUCCAUGAGGACCUGAACAGGGUGCAUGAGAAACCCUACGUAGAGCUGAAGGACAGCAACGGACGACCCGACUGGGAGGUCGCAUCAGAGGUCAGAGUUCAAUCAACAAACCAAUCAAACAUGUACACACACCCACACAGGCAUCUACACACAGCCUAUUAACCAACAUAUAUAAUCAAUCAACCUUUAUUUUCCCUGAGAAAGUUCUCCAAUAAAUGUUUUGGGGGAAAUUGAUCAGAGGGCCUUCAGUUGCCCAUCUCUGAUCUUAGGUCCUUAGAGACCAGGGGAGAGGAGAGGGGACAG